AUGUCUGAUAAAAUUAACUUAAAAACCGAGGUUUUAACCGAAAAUGAAGAAAAUUGUUUUACAACUCAGGAACAAACAGAAAAUAAUGCAGGAACAUCCACCAUCGAUGUUCAACCAAAUGAAAAUGAAACUGUUACCCAUUCUGUUGAAACUACAAGUCUUUCAUCUGUUGUUGGUGAUAAUGCUGAUUUAACAACGUUAUCGAGAACUGAAACUAUUCCUGUUGAGUCUUCAUCGUCUAGGGAAACACUGGAAGGAUGGACUUCUCCAAUUUUGGAGGCCGUUAAUGGAAUGGUUCAACCUCGUGUAGUUCCUCCCAUUGGAAAACCAGUUCGUUGGACAAACCAAUUGGAUUUUCUUAUGAAAGAUGUUCUCAAACAAGCUAAAAAUCAUAAACAUGCUUGGCCUUUUCAGAGACCUGUUGAUUCUAUUAAAUUAGGAAUUCAGGACUACCACAAUGUUAUUAAACGGCCAAUGGAUUUGGGUACAAUAGAAAAACGUUUAAAGAAUAUGUAUUAUUAUUCAGCUCAGGAAUGCAUGAAGGAUUUUGAACAAAUUUGGUCAAAUUGUUAUAAAUUCAAUCAAUGUGAAGAUGAUGUCACUUUAAUGUGCAAAAACGUUGAAAAUUUGUACCGUGAUCGUAUGAAAAAAUUUCCGAAUGAGGAAUGUGAAAUCCCUUUUCCUAAUCAGAAGAAAGGUGGAAACAAAGGUGCAAUCAAAAAAAUUGUUCGUGCAACUUCAACAACUACAAAAGGUACUAAUAGUCCGUCUAAUAGCUUGUGUGAAUCUGCAACAGCAAUUUUAAGCUAUUUUCACAAUGCUACUUUACAAGGUGCUCGCAAAUUUUUGGCAAGUCGCGAGUCUUCUGCACAACGUGGUCUUCCUGACAGUUCUUCAUCUAUUGGGGUAAUUAAAUUGGAAAGUGAUUCUAUUGAUGAUCAAAAAGGGAAAGGCGUCAAAAGGAAAGCUGAUACAACAACAAGUUUUGAUGAAGAUCAAGGACCUUCUUCUAAACAAAUUUUGCCAACAAAACGUGAAGUUAGACCAAUAAAGAAAGGUCCACCUCAAAUUGAUUAUCAACAACUUAAACCUCGUUUGAAAGGAAAACCUAAUGAACAAAUGAAAUUUUGCACAAAAUUAUUAACUGAGCUUAUGAUUUCUAAAAAGUGUAAAGGUUUCAAUUGGGCAUUUUUGGAACCUGUUGAUGUUGAAGGAUUAAAGCUGUUUGACUAUUACGACAUUAUCAAAGACCCUAUUGAUCUUGGCACAAUAAGAAGAAAAAUGGAUGCUCGACAAUAUGUUACUCCAGAAGAAUUCAAAAGUGACAUUAUGCUCAUGUGUGACAAUUGUUUUACUUACAAUCCUGAGGGGCAAAUAGUCAAUAAACUUGGCAAACAGCUUCUGGAUUAUUUUAAUGCCCGUUGGAAGCAUUUACCGCCUGAAACUAAAGAAGAAAUUCAUCAACAACUUCCAGUUUUACAUAAGGAAGAACCAAAAGAACAACAACCUCCUUUUAUUCCUUCAUUUAAAAAUGUAAAACCUUCAAUUUCUUCGAAUAUACCAUCUUUGUCGUCUCAAUCCGCUAAAUCAAUGGAUGAUGAUGAUCAAAUAGAUUUAAUGCUUUAUCAUGUUAAUGAUAAACUUACUCAACUUCAACAAUAUAACCAAGAACUAAUUUCACUUAAGUAUAUAUAA
Meloidogyne enterolobii is the source of this 1695-nucleotide messenger RNA. NCBI's taxonomy places the organism in Eukaryota, Metazoa, Nematoda, Chromadorea, Rhabditida, Meloidogynidae. The record is from the annotation of a GenBank genome assembly.